GUGUGCUUACGUGUGUGCCUGCUCGUGCGUGUAGUCAAAUAUUCCUUAAAUGUGUAAUUCGUAAUAGUGUAAUUUUGGACGCAACGCGAUGAGUGUGAGAGGCCGUCAAUGGGCAAUCGUAUAGAAGGACACUACGACGAUAAAGGUUCAUAAACCGUGAGUAACAAUGACGCCACCCGCCACGGACAAGAACAGGAAUGGUACGAUAGCACUCCGCCGGGAGAUCGGUCUGUGGAAGGCGUCAUCGUACGUCGUCGGUUCCAUCAUUGGCUCUGGUAUCUUCAUAUCACCGGCAGGAGUGCUGAGACAAGCCGGCUCGGUCGGUUGGGCGCUGGUCGUGUGGGCGUUGUGUGGCGUGUUCGCUAUGCUCGGUGCGCUAACCUAUGCAGAAUUGGGCACAGCCAUCCCCAAGUCCGGCGGAGACUACGUUUACUGCCGCAAGGCGUUCGGUAGCUUCCCGGCUUUCGUGCUUGCACUGUGGAGCAAGAUUAUAUUUAUAAAACCAUGCGGCCUAGCCAUCAUGGCACUAACGGUCGCGGAGUAUGUUACGCAACCGUUUUACACGGAAGGUCACGGAGCUCCGAGUCUUGCCAAACAGCUAAUAGCAAUUCUUGUCCUCUUACUGUUGACCUACAUCAACUGGUUACGAGCCACUCUAGGAAGCGGGUUUCAGCUCAUUACCACCAUUGCUAAACUCGGAGCGAUAGUUGCAAUCGUUGCUAUCGGAAUUGUGUGGCUGUUUAAAGGACAUACAGAAAACUUCGAACACGCGUUUGAACCGAAACCUGAAUCUGUCUCCGCCGUGGCGCUGGCAUUUUAUUCUGGUCUCUGGGCGUUUACCGGUUGGGACGCUGCUAAUUAUGGCAUCGAAGAAAUAAAGAAUCCAACAAGACUAUAUACGCAACAGGUGCAGCUAUACGUAUGGCCAAUGGCGCUACUCGCUGAGAAAAAGAAGGAUUAUGGUACGAUAGCACUCCGCCGGGAGAUCGGUCUGUGGAAGGCGUCAUCGUACGUCGUCGGUUCCAUCAUUGGCUCUGGUAUCUUCAUCUCACCGACAGGAGUGCUGAGACAAGCCGGCUCGGUCGGUUGGGCGCUGGUCGUGUGGGCGUUGUGUGGCGUGUUCGCUAUGCUCGGUGCGCUAACCUAUGCGGAAUUGGGCACAGCCAUCCCUAAGUCCGGCGGAGACUACGUUUAUUGCCGCAAGGCGUUCGGUAGCUUCCCGGCUUUCGUGCUUGCACUGUGGAGCAAAAUUAUUUUCAUAAAACCAUGCGCCCUAGCCAUCAUGGCGCUAACGGUCGCGGAGUAUGUUACGCAACCGUUUUACACGGAAGGUCACGGAGCUGCGAGUUUUGCCAAACAGCUAAUAGCAAUUCUUGUCAUCUUACUGUUGACCUACAUCAACUGGUUACGAGCCACUCUAGGAAGCGGGUUUCAGCUCAUUACCACCAUUGCUAAACUCGGAGCGAUAGUUGCAAUCGUUGUUAUCGGAAUUGUGUGGCUGUUUAAAGGACAUACAGAAAACUUCGAACACGCGUUUCAACCGAAACCUGAAUCUGUCUCUGCCGUGGCGCUGGCGUUUUAUUCUGGUCUCUGGGCGUUUACCGGUUGGGACGCUGCUAAUUAUGGCAUCGAAGAAAUAAAGAAUCCAACAAGAACUCUUCCACUUUCCUUGUUCAUGGGAAUUGGCUUCGCAUCCGUCGGCUACGUGAUGACAAACGUUGCGUACCACGCAUUACUCACCACUGAUGAGCUUCUAAGCAACAGUGCAGUGGCUGUGGCAUUCGCUGAGGUAGCGCUCGGCAAACAAUGGAGUUGGAUCGCAUCUGUGUUUGUUGUGAUUUCCGUGGUAGGCUCUAUUAAUGGCGUCCUAUUCUCAACUAGCAGAGGAUUCUUUGCAGGAUCCCGGGAUCAGCAGUUUCCCUCCUUCCUCGCAACGAUCAGUAUACAUAGAUACACCCCUCAACCGGCUUUGAUGGCAAUCGGACUAUUGUCGACUUUAAUGGUGGCGAUAGGAGAGGGCAACGUUUACACGUUGAUGAAUUACACAGGCUUCGUACAGUGGACAGUCAGCUUCGUGUCCGUCACGGCACUUCUUUACAUGCGAUGGCGAGAUCGCAGUGAAGACUGGCCCUUCAGGUUUCCCCUGAUAGUGCACGUAGCAUUUAUGCUGUGUGCUCUGUUUCUGGUCGUGGUGCCGUUCUGGGAGCAGCCAAUCAAGAAUCUAAUUGGAGUAGGAUUCUUGGCUGUCGGGGCAAUAGUCUAUGCAAUCUUCAUAGCAUGGAAGCCCCGUGUACUAAUAAAACUCAACGAUGGACUCACAGUCUUUUUCCAGCUAUUUUUAGAAACGUCUUUUUCGGACGCCUAUUUGAAGACAGAGACAGAUGAUUUUGAAGCACCGGCAUCACGGGGAAAACGCACAUUAUAG
Molecule: messenger RNA, 2425 nt
Organism: Priapulus caudatus
Lineage: Eukaryota; Metazoa; Priapulida; Priapulimorpha; Priapulimorphida; Priapulidae
Product: Y+L amino acid transporter 2-like
Exons: 15
Coding region: 167-2425 (752 amino acids)
Biological process (GO): amino acid transmembrane transport
Cellular component (GO): membrane
Molecular function (GO): L-amino acid transmembrane transporter activity
Source: RefSeq, a predicted model, not a curated record